UCCUGAUUUAGGGGCAAAAGAUGAAGAUAAAAUAACUACACAACUGACUCAAAACACGAGAGAAAUUCAGAAGGUCAGGGAUGAAGCCUUGGGUUCCCCAGUGGCCGCCUCAGCCAGAGGGGAGGCCCCCAGCACCAUCAAGGGAUCCAGACCGAGGGCUUCAGAGAGACAGAUACUAUCGGCCUAUUCGUCACUCUUGGCACAAUGGAGAGAGGGUCCAACAAGAACAAGACAUGGGCAGGAGCCCCCAACCACAGCAGGACCCUGGGGCAGACCACCAGCAGCCUCACUACGCGUCCAGGCCUGGGGAAUGGCAUCCGCCUGUGUCCAGGGAUGACUAUUAUAAAGGUGGUUAUCCCAGUCAGUUGUAUUCAAGGCCGGGCAUUGAGGAUCUCUAUCAAAGCUAUCACUCUCCAGCCCUAAGGGAAGAAUAUGCUUAUGGAAGUUAUUACUACCAUGGACACCCGCAGCAGCUGCGGGAAGAAGGAGUGGCAAGGCAAGGGAGUCCUUAUAUCUGGCAUGAAGAUUAUCGAGAUCAAAAGUACCUGAAUGAACACCAACAUGAAAACCAGAAUAGUCCGUUUGGAACAAAUAGUGAGACCCAGUUCCAAUCUAAGCGUUGGAACCCUUAUAAAGACAGUCCUGCUUCUAACUCUGGACAGGAGAGGCCUGGGGACUUAUCUGUGGAGAGUCCGCUAACUGGGGCCCAGAAAAACAAGCCAUCACUGACCGAGGAGUCCAACCUUCUCCGGCAGCACGAGUCUGGUCUCACCUCCAGCAGCUAUGAGCUCAGUCAGUACAUGACAGAUGCCUCUGAGCUGUAUGAUCCCAUGGCUGCAGCGGGUUGGAGUCCAGUUCAGGCUGAGGACAUCUCGGCAGCUGGUCCCAAGACACCCAUGAAGUUCUACAUCCCUCACGUGCCUGUGAGUUUUGGGCCAGGAGGUCAGCUGGUGUGUGUGGGUCCCAGAUCUCUCAGUGAUGGACAGACGGCCCUUGUUGAACUGCACAGCAUGGAGGUUAUUCUUAAUGAUUCUGAGGAACAAGAAAAGAUGAGGACUUUCUCAGGACCCCUGAUUAGGGAAGAUGUACACAAGGUGGACAUCGUGACGUUUUGCCAGCAGAAAGCAGCUCAGAGUCGCAAAUCUGAGACACCAGGGAGCAGAGACUCGGCUCUACUGUGGCAACUGUUGGUUCUCCUUUGUCGGCAGAACGGGUCCGUGGUGGGGUCUGACAUCGCGGAGCUGCUGGUGCAGGACUGCAAGAAGCUGGAGAAGUACAAGCGGCAGCCGCCUGUGGCCAACCUCAUCAACCUGACGGAUGAGGACUGGCCAGUACUGAGCUUGGGGACCCGGAACCUGCUCACUGGGGAGGUUCCCCCCAGCGUGGAGACGCCUGCGCAGAUCGUGGAGAAAUUCACUAAGUUGCUCUACUAUGGAAGGAAAAAGGCAACCUUGGAGUGGGCCAUGAAGAACCAUUUGUGGGGUCAUGCUUUGUUCCUUGCCAGCAAGAUGGACCCAAGGACCUACAGCUGGGUCAUGAGUGGCUUCACCAGCACGCUGGCGCUCAACGACCCACUGCAGACCCUCUUCCAGCUCAUGUCGGGAAGGAUCCCACAGGCAGCCACGUGUUGUGGGGACGAGCAGUGGGGAGACUGGAGGCCGCACUUGGCUGUGAUUCUGUCGAAUCAAGGUGGGGACCCGGAGCUGUAUCAGCGCACGAUUGUCACCAUGGGGGACACCCUGGCUGGGAAGGGGCUGGUGGAAGCAGCUCACUUCUGCUACCUCAUGGCUCACGUGCCCUUCGGUUCCUAUACCGUGAAGACAGACCACCUGGCCUUGCUGGGCAGUAGCCACAGUCAAGAGUUUUUGAAAUUUGCAACAACUGAGGCUAUCCAGAGGACGGAAAUCUUCGAGUACUGUCAGAUGCUGGGCCGCCCCAAAUCCUUCAUCCCUUCUUUCCAGGUGUAUAAGCUCCUUUAUGCUUCCCGUCUGGCAGAUUACGGCCUUGCAUCCCAGGCCUUGCAUUACUGCGAAGCCAUUGGCACAGCCCUCCUGAGCCAGGGAGAGAACAGUCACCCUGUGCUAUUAGUGGAACUCAUCAAGCUUGCAGAGAGACUGAAGCUGUCAGAUCCUCUGGUUUUAGAACGCCACCGCCGUCACCGAGGAGACAGGGACCUGGAGCCGGACUGGCUGGUACACCUUCGGGGGCAUCACAAGGAGCUGCAGCAAAAGGUAGCAGGAGACAUUGGGGAUCCUUGCUCUGCUCACUCGGAUAUUUUGGGAGCCAGAAAAACAACAGAUGACGCUUUCUACCAGGAUCUUUCUGGACAUCAAGGCAACUCAGAAGCCCUUGGGGACCGCUCAGCCCUGUGGCCAACACUGGAGCCGAUGGGCCCGGCCCAGCCCAGCCCACAGCAGCCCUUUCCCCUCCAGCCCAGCUCCUACCCAGCAGGAGGAGGUUCCGGGCAGACGGGGGUCCCGGUGCCUCUUUACUCAGUUCCUGAGGCCCAUCUGCCAGGGACUGGUGGCAGCGUGGCGGUGACAGGGACUCCUGGAGGAAGGGCCUGGGAGGAAGCCCAGCAGAUGCACCCGCCCCCUGGAGAGAACACAGUGUCUCCAGAAACCUUCCAGCAUCCUGUUGGGCAGAAGGUUGUUUCCAAACCGCAGGUGCCACUGAUUCCCAGAGCACGAAAUAUUUCUGAGAGUUCCACUGUAUCAGUCAAGGAGGAUGACGGGGAGUCCUCCGAUGAGGCAGAGAAGAAAAAGUCUUCUGAAAACACCGCCCAGAGAGGAAAGCUCGGAGACGCGAAGGAGAAUACAAAGGGCUUGGGGUUUGGCUGGCUUAGCUGGUUUCGCCCGAAGCCCACCGGCGACGCGCCCCCCUCUGGAGAUGAGGACGCAUCUGACAGUCCUGACUCUGAGGAAGCCCCCCGAGCAUCUGCUCCUCCCAGGCCCAGCCCAGGCCUCUCCCCGACGCCGCCCCCAGCUCCCCAGUCUCUGCCGGACGCCGGCGCCUUCUCCAGGGACACAGGUGGCAGUGAAGCCCGAGGAUCAGCGUCCGGGGCGGGGAGAGCCAAGGGCACGGGGAAUGGAGGCUUGUUGGGACCUCAGGGUGUUUCCUCUGGGCUCUACUUCAACCCUGGUGUUCUGCUUCCCCCACCCACCUUGAAAGGGGCUGUCCCUCUCUACAACCCAUCCCAGGUCCCCCAGCUCUCCAUGGCUACCAGCCUGAACCGGCCAAAUCGCCUAGCUCAGCGCCGCUAUCCAACCCAGCAGUGACGAGAAGGACCACCCAUCCCAGGCUGGUCUCCCUGAAGCACAACUUUUAUGUUGUUCUCAUUUCUUAAUCUCCCAGCCCCUCUGCCACAUCAGGGCCCCCAAGAGGGUUGUGCUAGCCUGUUGCCUCCAUGGGACAUAGAGAACGCAAGGGGACAGGGUCUCCCAGGACAUAGCUCAGUUCAGUGUCUUAAGAUUAGCUUCAGAAUGAUGGUGCAGAUGGCUUCAUUGGAUGGAAAAACUGGGCAUAACAGCAGACUGGAGGUGAGCAGAAUGCUGUGGCGGCAGCACUUAGAAUGUCGCUUGAGAUCCUCGGGAGAUUCAGGGCCUAAGAAUCCCACUGCUGGAAUCAGUGAUGACACCACUGGGCUCAGCAGCAGGAAAUGACUGGGGGAGAGGCACUCAGGGCAAUAUUCUAGACUAACUUGCACAGGCUCCGGACGCGCAGGCUCAGCGGCCAUGGCUCACGGGCCCAGCCGCUCCACGGCAUGUGGGAUCUUCCCGGACCGGGACACGAACCCGUGUCCCCUGCAUCGGCAGGCGGACUGUCAACCACUGCGCCACCAGGGAAGCCCUAGACUAACUUUGACUUCUUCCUCAGCCUUAGUUACAGACCAAUUCAUGGCUCUAGUUAGCAAAAGAGUUUUGAAUCUCGGAAACUUAUCAUUGUUUCCCGUCAUCAUUCCCUCUUGGGUGACAUUUUGGCAGUUUCCCUCUUGGUUUUAGUUUUGUGCACAUUUUUUAUGUGGUUCAGAUUAAUUAUAUUUCUCUCACUUUCUUAGCUGGUCCUAUUUUUCCACAUUCUGGCAUCUGGCUAUCAAGUUAGAUUGCUGUAGGCAUCAUAUUGUCAUGGUAACUACUGAACCUAAUGAUGCAGAUGGAUGGAACAUCAGUGUAAUAAAGGAUGGAAAAUGUUCCCUAAAAAUUCACUCCUUCCAUAAGAGAGGAGGAAUGAGUGCCCAAGUUUGUUAAUACCUCCCUUCCUGCCUUGGGCCUUUGCAAAUGGAUGUUCGGAGGGUCAGAGGAGCCGGAGGGAGGAGGGGGACAUCUUGGAAAUUUCCAUUUCUCCUUUCAAACCCACAAUAGGAGUAACUCUUGCUGUUUGUCAGAUUUGCUGAAAAUUGUUCCUCACAAAGAACAUUCUUUGUAUGUGUAAUUGUACAUACAGGUUUUGUACUUUAACGUAAUAUGGUUCUGAUGUUGAUAGCGAUUAAA
Messenger RNA from Lagenorhynchus albirostris (white-beaked dolphin), 4490 nucleotides. RefSeq names its product SEC16 homolog B, endoplasmic reticulum export factor (gene SEC16B). The coding region runs from base 81 to 3278 and encodes 1065 amino acids. The transcript has 26 exons. Lineage: Eukaryota; Metazoa; Chordata; Mammalia; Artiodactyla; Delphinidae. Gene Ontology annotation, biological process: autophagy; Golgi organization; COPII vesicle coat assembly. Gene Ontology annotation, cellular component: endoplasmic reticulum exit site; ER to Golgi transport vesicle membrane. The record is from RefSeq and is a predicted model, not a curated record.